Molecule: messenger RNA, 1553 nt
Organism: Owenia fusiformis
Lineage: Eukaryota; Metazoa; Annelida; Polychaeta; Sabellida; Oweniidae
Source: the annotation of a GenBank genome assembly
GGGAAGAUAGAUACUAUAUUCCCGGCCAAAAUUGUUGCAUUCUGGGAGCCCAUGUGUUUGUCAAAAUGGCGGAUCACGACUCUGAUGAUGAAGUGCAAACUAUUGCUGAGGAUAUCGUUGUUACGAAGUACAAGAUGGCAGCGAAACUUGUCAAUGAAAUCCUAGAGCAAGUUUCAGCCAAGUGUGUAGAGGGAGCUAAGGUUUUAGAGCUAUGUGAGUUUGGUGACAAGCUCCUAACUGAUGGCACAGCCAAUGUUUUCAAGAAAGAGAAAGAAAUGAAAAAAGGAAUUGCGUUUCCUACCUGCAUCUCUGUAAAUAACCUCAUCUGCCAUUUCUCACCUCUCAGGAGUGAACCUGAUGUUGUCUUGAAAAAUGGUGAUGUUGUAAAAAUAGAUCUCGGGGCACAUAUAGAUGGCUUUGCAGCUGUUGUAGCACACACACUCGCCGUAGGUUCAUCCAAGGAUAAAAUAAUAGAAGGCAGGCUGGCAGAUGUUAUGCUAGCUGCACACUAUGCCAGUGAGGUGGCUAUUAGAAUGGUCAAACCAGGCAAUGAAAACUACAUGGUAACAGAGGCUAUACAAAAAGUUGCAGAAGCAUUCAAAUGCAAACCAAUAGAAGGAAUGUUAUCACAUCAGCUCAGUAAACAAAUAAUAGACGGUGAAAAGGCCAUCAUUCUUAACCCAUCAGAGGCCCAUAGGAAAGAACAUGCCAAAUGUGAGUUUGAUGUUCAUGAGGUGUAUGCCCUGGACAUGCUUAUUAGUACUGGAGAAGGCAAAGGCAGGGAACGAGACGCUAAACCAACAGUUUAUAAAAAGAGUGAUUCAACAUAUUCACUAAAAAUGAAAGCAUCUAGGCAAUUCUUUAGUGAGAUGGAUAAGAAAUUUUCAACAAUGCCUUUCACAAUAAGAUCUUUUGAGGAGGAGAAAAAAGCCAAGAUGGGAGUUGUAGAGUGCUUAAAGCAUGACCUCGUAGAAGCAUUCCCAGUCUUGUAUGAACGAGAUGGUGAAACAGUUGUUCAGAUGAAGUUCACAGUACUCCUGAUGCCAAAUGGCCCAAUGAAAAUCACAGGACCCACAUUUAACCCAGACCUCUACAAAUCGGAAUAUAAAAUAGAAGAUGAAGAAAUAAAUAAACUCCUGGCCACCUCUGUGUCAAGAAAGGCUAACAAAAAGAAGAAGAAGAAGGCCGUAGAGCAGACUCAGGCAGCCACUACUGAAUCUGAAGACCCACCUCAGCUUGUUGAGAAACCAGAGGCAUAAUCUAGCACAACUCCAUCCUCCAUGUUAAAUGUUGCCACACAUAUACCAGCAGUUUACUAUCAACUCUACAUAAUGCAAUGUUAGAACAUUGGAACACCUUCUUGGUUGGGUUUGAGGCGAGGAUUUUGCCAAAUGUUUUGGAGAUUUUGAAUCUUUAGAAAUAGGAGAAAUUAGUAUCUCCAGAAUUGAACAUCGACUUGAUACACAUGAUUUAUAUGAGUUAUAAUUAUUUGGACUAAUGAAGGACUUGAUUUCAUAAGAGGCAGUUAUUUUAGAGAGUGCAGUGAAAGAAUA